GUUCAAACUUCGAACUUGUACGGCUGAACUUGAAGCGAGCGUUCACGUCGCGCAAUGAUUCAUGGGAUAUUGUUGAAAAAUGGCGGAAACGUCUAACAGCGACGAAUGUUACCAGCAAAGCGUCGUGUCUCCUUCCGUAAGAAGCAAUAGGAAAGUUCCAACGCGUUUUUCCUGUUGGCACGACAUAAUUUUGUUGAGGGAAGUAGUGACUGUAAAUCCGUAUGCCUAUGAAAAUCCGAAAGUUGCGUGGAAAGAUAUAGCUGAAAAUUUACAAACGUAUUACGAUGUCGACGGUAGAAGAUGCCGUGAAAGGACAAAUUUACUUCUACAAUAUUAUGACAAGAAUGAUCAAGCCAGUUUGAGAAAAUCUGGAACAGAAGAAGAAUUUACAGAACGUAAUGAACUUCUAGAAGAAAUAAAAGAAUUAAAAUAUGAGGCCCAGAUGACAACCGAGAAAUCAACACCACAAGCCAUUGCUGGGCAGCAAGUCAGGGAUGCAGCCAUGACACCUUUAAGAGCAUCAUCACCCGAGUUUCCAUCUGAUGAAGAUAUCAAUUUCUCAAAAAAAAGAAAACAAAACUUUCUUGUCUCAUACUUACAAAGCAAGCAAGACCAAGAGCAUCAGUUGAAAGAGGAAGAAUUAAAUUUAAAGAAAGAACAACUGCAGAUAGAGUUGAAAAGAGUGAAACUGGAACAAGAAAAAUUAGAUUUGGAAAAAGAAAAAUUUGAUUUAGAGAGGAAAGAGAGAGAAUCAAGAUGUGAACUAGAGAAAAAAGAGAGAGAAAUAAGACUGAAGCAGGAUGGAGAGGAAAGAAAAUUGUUAUUAGAAUUACUUAUGAAAACUUUGAAUAAAAACUAAUUUUUUAUAAAAUUGAAAAAAAUUCUUUAUUUAUUGAUUUACAUUUUAAGUAUUUGUCCAAUUUGGGAGAUAAACAAUUAAAAUAAUCUGAUGUUUCACUACUGUUUAAGCAAGUGUGACAG
Messenger RNA from Centruroides sculpturatus (bark scorpion), 981 nucleotides. Its product is annotated as troponin T-like. Lineage: Eukaryota; Metazoa; Arthropoda; Arachnida; Scorpiones; Buthidae. The transcript is spliced from 4 exons. The coding region runs from base 80 to 859 and encodes 259 amino acids. The record is from RefSeq and is a predicted model, not a curated record.